GCCCCCCCAGGCCCCGGCCCGGGUCCUUCGCGGGCCGCCCUCGGCCGCCAUGGGCUCGGAGAUGGAGCCGCUGCUCCUGGCCUGGAGCUAUUUUAGGCGCAGGAAGUUCCAGCUCUGCGCCGAUCUGUGCACGCAGAUGCUGGAGAAGUCCCCUUAUGACCAGGAACCGGAUCCUGAAUUGCCAGUGACUCAGGCAGCUUGGAUUUUGAAGGCACGGGCACUCACUGAAAUGGUAUAUGUAGAUGAAAUUGACGUAGAUCAGGAAGGAAUUGCAGAAAUGAUGCUGGAUGAAAAUGCUAUUGCUCAAGUUCCACGCCCGGGAACAUCCCUGAAACUGCCUGGAACUAAUCAGACAGGAGGGCCUAGUCCAGCCAUCAGGCCAAUCACUCAAGCUGGAAGGCCCAUUACAGGUUUCCUUAGACCCAGCACACAGAGCGGAAGGCCUGGCACUAUGGAACAGGCCAUCAGAACACCCAGAACUGCCUACACAGCUCGCCCAGUCACCAGCACAACUGGAAGAUUUGUCAGGCUGGGAACGGCUUCCAUGCUUACAAGUCCUGAUGGACCUUUUAUAAAUUUAUCUAGACUGAAUUUAACAAAAUAUGCCCAGAAACCUAAAUUGGCAAAGGCUUUGUUUGAAUAUAUCUUUCAUCAUGAAAAUGAUGUUAAGACUGCUUUGGACUUGGCUGCCCUCUCCACAGAGUACUCUCAGUACAAGGACUGGUGGUGGAAAGUGCAGAUUGGAAAGUGUUACUACAGGUUAGGAAUGUAUCGUGAAGCAGAAAAACAGUUUAAAUCAGCCCUGAAGCAGCAGGAAAUGGUAGAUACAUUUCUCUACUUGGCAAAAGUUUACGUCUCAUUGGAUCAGCCAGUGACGGCUUUAAAUCUUUUCAAACAAGGCUUAGAUAAGUUUCCAGGAGAAGUAACCCUACUUUGUGGAAUUGCCAGGAUCUAUGAGGAAAUGAACAAUAUUUCAUCAGCAGCUGAAUACUACAAAGAAGUUUUGAAACAGGACAAUACUCAUGUGGAAGCCAUUGCAUGCAUUGGAAGCAACCACUUUUAUUCUGAUCAACCAGAAAUAGCUCUCCGGUUUUACAGGCGGCUCCUACAGAUGGGUGUCUAUAACUGCCAGCUUUUUAACAAUCUGGGACUCUGCUGCUUCUAUGCCCAGCAGUAUGAUAUGACUCUGACCUCAUUUGAACGUGCCCUUGCUCUGGCUGAAAAUGAAGAAGAGGCAGCUGAUGUCUGGUACAACUUGGGACAUGUGGCUGUGGGCAUCGGAGAUACGAAUUUGGCCCAUCAGUGCUUCAGGCUCGCUCUGGUCAACAACAAUAACCACGCUGAGGCCUACAACAACCUGGCCGUGCUGGAGAUGCGGAAGGGCCACGUGGAGCAGGCAAGAGCACUGUUACAAACUGCCUCAUCCUUAGCACCCCAUAUGUACGAGCCACAUUUUAAUUUUGCAACGGUCUCUGAUAAGAUUGGAGAUCUCCAGAGAAGCUACGUUGCUGCUCAGAAAUCUGAAGCAGCAUUUCCAGAUCAUGUGGAUACCCAACAUUUAAUUAAACAGUUAAAGCAGCAUUUUGCUAUGCUCUGAUUGUCCCUGAGACCAAGUAUAUUCUUACGAUGGGGCAUUGCACAAGGGAAAAAGUAGUGUGCUUUUAUGUAUAGGAUAUACACGCCUUGCUUGAUAUUAGUGAAGAUGGCGUACGGGAGUUUGCACAAGAAUGCGUAAUGAACACUUUAUAAUAACAACUUUCUAAGACAGGAUGUGCUAUUUGUAAGUAGAUCGUGAAAACUUCUCCCCCACAUUAUAUGGUAUGUGUUUGUUUAUAAUGUUUCUGAAACAUUUUCAUGAAUUUCCUCAAAUUUUUAUUAAUGCACAUUUUUAAUGUCCCUGACCUGGCCAUUAGCUAGCAUGUAGCUUUAGAGGUCUGAAACCUGCCAUAAAAAUUCCACUUUUAUGGCUAAAAAUGUGUAUAUAUAUUCCAGUUAGAGAGUUUACUUAGAGCUUAAAAUUGUAUUUAAAACUCUUUAUCAAAUGCUUUGUAAGACACUGUACAUUUUAUGUAUUAUGCUUUAAAAUAAAUCAGUGUGUA
Messenger RNA from Prionailurus viverrinus (fishing cat), 2099 nucleotides. It is a transcript of the gene TTC8, whose product is annotated as tetratricopeptide repeat domain 8. Gene Ontology annotation, molecular function: protein binding. Gene Ontology annotation, biological process: non-motile cilium assembly. The record is from RefSeq and is a predicted model, not a curated record. The coding region runs from base 50 to 1597 and encodes 515 amino acids. Gene Ontology annotation, cellular component: non-motile cilium; BBSome; ciliary basal body. NCBI's taxonomy places the organism in Eukaryota, Metazoa, Chordata, Mammalia, Carnivora, Felidae. The transcript has 15 exons.